UUUUCUUGCCAAGAGUUCGGAAGCAUAUAGCUACUUGAUAUUUCUUUAAACACAGCUGUGCAAGGCAUUCCUUUUCCGAGAUAGACUUGGGAGCGGAGACAGAAAGGCGUCCCAUUUUCUCAAGGAAAGCCAUUGAUGUUCGAUCCCAGCUAUGCGCAGAUUAAGGGUUGUUUUCAGAGGAUGUGGCUUUGGCCAAGUUGAGCAAAUUCCAGCAUUUUUCGGAUCCGGCGGCUGUUUUGCAAAGAGCCUCAGCUUGGUUUCGUUCCUUGGAAAGAGUCGGACAUGGGGCUGCUGGUCCUGGUGGGUUUUGCCUUCUCGGCCGUGGUUUUGGGGGUCUCCUGGGGGUCCUCUCCUCCCAUAUUGGAUGUCACUUCGGUCUUGAGCCCCCUCGAAGCCGCCCGGAUGGCGGUCGAAGAUUACAACGAAGGGACGACGGGAAUUUCGUCCGUCUUCAGGCUGCUGAAGCUCCGGAACACCCACAAGACGAGGUUUGCCUGGGGGGUCCAUUUCAGCAUGAACUUCACCGUCAAGGAGACCCAUUGCCAGAAGACCUCCAGUUACCAGAUGGGAGACUGCAAAUACAAGCCCAACGGGGUGGUGAAGGAUUGCUCCGCUGAAGUCUCCAUUCUCAACUUCAUGCAAGACUCCCCUUUGACCUCCGUGAAAUGCCAGCGGGCUUCGUCCGGUGGACGGAAAACCAAAUCCGGCUCCCGGCCCCAAGCGGUGAAGGCGCCGAACCUUCAAAUGGAUGCAGAGCCCUAUUUCCCAUCGUCCUUUUCCACCGCGGCCCUGAGAGCUGUCGAAGAGAAGUAACAUCACGACUGAUCUCCUUCCGGACGAGAGCCAUUUGCGUUGCUUUUGACAGCCUCCUUCAUAGCCCUUGAGUGCGGCACAACACUUUAUUAUUUAGCCUCAUCUGGCUCAUCAUAUUGCUAAAUAUUAUCGCUUAUUCAUGCUACAUACUUGUCAUGAUCAUAUUGAAGGAGGGGAGUGUUUGUUUUUAACUGCGGCAGGAAUUUUUAUAUUGACAUAUGCCAGUGAUGGCCAACCUAUGACACGCGUGUCAGCACUGACACGCCUAACCAUUUUUGCUGACACGCUGCCGCAUGCAGAUUGAUUGGAUGACUAUGUCUUUUGUGGCCAAAUUUGAUGCAAUUUGGUCCAGUGGUAUUGUUGUUUAGUCCAUGGGAAUUAUGCACAUAUAUACACACACACACACACACACACACACAUAUAUAUACACACACACACUAGCUAUGCCUGGCCACGCGUUGCUGUGGGGAAGUCUGGUGGUAUGGGAAAUAAAGUAUUGAGGAAUUGGUGGUAGUUAAGGUAAAGGGUAAACGUUUUCCCCUGACGUUAAGUCCAGCAUGUCCCCUGGGCUGAGUUGAUUCCUAGGAGACCAAGUGGGCAGAGAUUAGUCCUCUAACUGGCAGCAAUUGGAUAAAAACAAUUAUUCCUUUCCCUCUAAUUAGGACUUUAUUUUUCUUUUCUUUUUGUUGUAUCAACCUAGAGGCAUGGAUGAUGGGUUGUGUUGUCAAAUUUCGAGGUUGGGGGGCCUGUAGUUUUGUUGUUUUGUUGGUCGCCGUGAUGCCAUCACUCAUCUAUAUAUAUAUAAAAGAGUGAUGGCAUCACGGCAGUGAACAAAACUCAUAUAUAUAUAUAUAUAUAUAUAUAUAUAUAUAUAUAUAUAUCAUAAUAUUAUUAUCAUAAUAUAUUAUCAUAUUACAUAUAUUAUUACUAUUAUAUUAUUAUUCAUUAUUCAUGACUACAUUGAAACUAGAAUAGAGAGAAAUCAGCGUGGAAACUGCAAGAGGUCCCAUAGAUUGUUGUAAAUGGAAAUAAUGGUCGUAAAUAGUUUUUGAUUUAUUAAAUACAGUUAUAUAUUGCAAUUAUAUAUUUUUGUUAUUUAAACUAUACAUAUUGUGAAAUUAUGGUUUUUUUCUCAAAGUGACACACCACCCAAGUCAUGCUAGUUGUUUUGGUGAAUUUUGACACACCAAGUGCAAAAGGUUGCCCAUCAUUGUCAUAUGCAAAUAUUACAUCAAUCCUAUGUUUUGGGAGAGACAAUCGCAGCAGGAGUUUAAGGUACUGUCGAAGGCUUUCAUGGCUGGAAUCACUGGGGUGUUGCAUGUUUUACAGACUAUAUGGCCAACGUAGCAGCAUUUGCUCCUGACAUUUCGCCUGCAUCUGUGGUUAAUGGCAUCUUCAGAGGAUCGGAUGGUUGUCAAGCAAGUGGAGUACACAGAAAGGCUGGACCACUCUGAUAACAAACACCGAGAAUCAUAGACUCAUAGAAUUUUUUUUUUCCGUGUCAGGAGCAACCGGACUUGCUUCUGGAGUGAGAGAAUUGGCCGUCUGCAAGGACGUUGCCCAGGGGACGCCCGGAUGUUUUGAUGUUUUUACCAUCCUUGUGGGAGGCUUCUCUCAUGUCCCCGCAUGGAGCUGGAGCUGAUAGAGGGAGCUCAUCCGCACCCUCCCCAGGUGGGAUUCGAACCUGGCAGCCUUCAGGUCAGCAACCCAACCUUCAAGUCACAAGGCUUUUAUCCCCUAGGCCACCGGAGGCUCCAUGACUCAUAGAAUAAUAGAGUUGGAAGAGACCACGUGGGCCAUCUAGUCCAACCCCCUGCCUUGCAGGUAAAGCACAAUCAAAGCACCCCCGACAGAUGGCCAUCCAGCCUCUGUUUCAAAGUCUCCAAGGGAGAAGCUUCCACCAGACUCUGAGGCAGAGAGUUCCACUGCUGAACAGCUCUUCUUACAGUCAGAAAGUUCUUCCUCAUGUCCUUCCUCUUCAUUUGAACCCAUGGCUCCAUUGAGUCCAAUUUUCCAGAGCAGAAAAGAAGCCUUUUCCCUCUUCCUUGUGACACCCUUUCACAUGUUUAUCCAUGGCCCUCAUCAUGUCUCCUCUCAGCCCUCUCUCCUGCAGGAUAAACAUGGCCAGCUCUUUAAGACACUCCUCAAAGGGAUUCUUGGUUCCAGACUGCGAAGAGCUAAUAACGACUGCCACCAAUUUGUAAUGAAUUUAUAACGCUGCCACCAAUUUGCGAAGAUGCAACCACCAAAAGACUCAAAGAGGAG
Anolis carolinensis (green anole) is the source of this 3078-nucleotide messenger RNA. Its product is annotated as cathelicidin-2. The transcript has 4 exons. Gene Ontology annotation, biological process: defense response to Gram-negative bacterium; antimicrobial humoral immune response mediated by antimicrobial peptide; defense response to Gram-positive bacterium. NCBI's taxonomy places the organism in Eukaryota, Metazoa, Chordata, Lepidosauria, Squamata, Anolidae. Gene Ontology annotation, cellular component: extracellular region. Gene Ontology annotation, molecular function: cysteine-type endopeptidase inhibitor activity; lipopolysaccharide binding. The coding region runs from base 283 to 813 and encodes 176 amino acids. The record is from RefSeq and is a predicted model, not a curated record.